This is a messenger RNA of Lycium ferocissimum, 828 nucleotides long. RefSeq lists its product as uncharacterized. Bases 1 to 828 code for a protein of 275 amino acids. NCBI's taxonomy places the organism in Eukaryota, Viridiplantae, Streptophyta, Magnoliopsida, Solanales, Solanaceae. The record is from RefSeq and is a predicted model, not a curated record. The transcript is spliced from 3 exons.
AUGAGUAUGAUUUUUGACCUUUCUGAUGAUGAUUACAAACAGAAAGUGUAUGAUGAAAUUAAUAAAUUAGAAAAGUAUGCUCGUAAGCCUACUCAAAGGAUGUUUUACUAUCCUCGUCUCACUCCCCAAGAAGUGUUAUUUGAAGAACAGGAGUAUAUUUUGAAUAACAGUUAUAAUGGUAAACAUAUUUAUGAGUGGAAUAGUGAUGGUUAUACCAAAAGACAGAUUUAUACUGUUGUACAUAGAAUGAUCAUGUACAGUACAAUUUGCAAGGCAAAUAGUAACGGUGAUAGGAAUAUUGCUAAAAUGAUUAUUGCUGGUACAGCAGGAACCACCCCAGGACAGAAUGUUGUCUAUUCUUUGGUUAUUAAUAUAAUAGAACAUUUCUUUGGAAGAUGGUCUGAUAAUAGUGAAAAUAUUAGGACUAUGCUUCAGCAUUUAAGAUGCAAAACCCUUAUAUCAUUUAGGUGGUAUAAGGAUGUAUUCCUUAGUAGGGUUAUGGAGUUACCUGAGUGUAAUAACACCCAUUGGAAGUCCAAGUUUAUAGUUGGACUGCCUAGCCUUUUUGCAGAAAGAGUUAGGAAAGCUCUUACAAAAGGAGAAACUAGCAUCAAUUAUGAUGAAUAUACUUACGACAAGUUAAUAGGUACUUGUAUCCAAAAAGGUUCAUCUUUAUGCAAUGAGAUUAAGCUGAAUCAAACCAGAAGAUUCAGGUUUGAUUCGGAUACAUCAGAGAGUUCUACUUCAAAUGAAGAUCUCACAGUCCUUGAAAAUGAAAGUUAUAUUUCUUCGGAUUCUGAUGAGGAACGUGCUCGAGUUCUAAUGUGA